AUGUUACGGGUUUUGCUGCUUACUCUCUCUCUAGUUGCCAUUGCUCAUGCUGAGCUCUGCAAGCCAGAUGCACAGAAUGCUUUCAAAGUACGGCUUAGUAUCAAAACAGCUUUGGGAGAUAACGCAUAUGUCUGGGAUGCUAAUGAAGAGUACCUCUUCAAAGCAAUGGUGGCUUUUGCAAUGAGAAGAUAUUCCAGCAAGAACACAACUCAAAUUUCCAAUGUGCUGCUCUGCAAUGUGACAGAUCGGGUGUCAUUUUGGUUUGUGGUCACAGAUUCUUCCAAAAAUGUGACAACUGUUUCUGGAAGUGAGGUAGAGGCAGCCAUCAGGAUGAACCGAAACAGAAUCAACAGUGCCUUCCUACUGAGUGACAAAACACUGCAGUUCCUGAAAAUAACCUCAACCUUAUCACCUCCUGUUGAACCCUCCACGCCGGUCUGGCUUAUCGUAUUUGGUGUUGUUCUUUGUCUAAUUGUGGCUGGAAUUGUUUUCCUCAUUGCUGCAGGGAUUCAGCAACGUAAGAAAAAGAAUAAAGAGUCAACAGAGAGAGAAAAUUUAGAAGAGAAAGGCGAAGUGACAGUAACAGUAGAGAAUGGGAUUCCUUGUGAAACACUGGAUUUGAAAGCAGGCCACAUUAAUGGAGUCUUUGCUGCAGAUGAUGAACGGUACACGUCCUUAUGAAAUGCUGCCAUUGCUAUCUGGCGG
This is a messenger RNA of Gavia stellata (red-throated loon), 705 nucleotides long. RefSeq names its product collectrin, amino acid transport regulator (gene CLTRN). The record is from RefSeq and is a predicted model, not a curated record. The coding region runs from base 1 to 681 and encodes 226 amino acids. The transcript is spliced from 6 exons. Lineage: Eukaryota; Metazoa; Chordata; Aves; Gaviiformes; Gaviidae.